CCCUUCGGGCAGCUGGGAUCGCGACUGGUUGCGUCCCUGACUCGGUCCAAUCAUCGGAGAGCGACGCUUUCUCCUUGAGGAAGUGACGCGCUCGGAACCUAGUGGGGGCGGUGGGAGCGAUGCGGACGCGGAGACGCUGAGUCGCUGGUAGUGGUGCUGUGAAGAUGGAGUUUCCCGGAGGAAAUGACAAUUACUUGACGAUCACUGGGCCCUCGCACCCUUUCCUGUCAGGGGCCGAGACAUUCCAUACACCAAGCCUGGGCGAUGAGGAAUUUGAAAUCCCACCUAUCUCCUUGGACUCUGACCCCUCACUGGCUGUCUCAGAUGUGGUUGGCCACUUUGAUGACCUGGCAGACCCCUCCUCUUCACAGGAUGGCAGCUUUUCAGCUCAAUACGGGGUCCAGACAUUGGACAUGCCUGUGGGCAUGACCCAUGGCUUGAUGGAGCAGGGCGGGGGGCUCCUGAGUGGGGGCUUGACUAUGGACCUGGACCAUUCUAUAGGAACUCAGUAUAGUGCCAACCCACCUGUUACAAUUGAUGUACCAAUGACAGACAUGACAUCUGGCUUAAUGGGACACAGCCAGUUGACCACUAUUGAUCAGUCAGAACUGAGUUCUCAACUUGGUUUGAGUUUAGGAGGUGGCACCAUCUUGCCACCUGCCCAGUCACCUGAGGAUCGUCUUUCAACUACUCCUUCACCUACCAAUUCACUUCAUGAGGAUGGUGUUGAUGAUUUCCGGAGGCAACUUCCUGCCCAGAAGACAGUGGUAGUGGAAACAGGGAAAAAGCAAAAGGCUCCCAAGAAGAGAAAAAAGAAAGACCCAAAUGAACCUCAGAAGCCAGUCUCUGCGUAUGCAUUGUUCUUCCGAGAUACGCAGGCUGCCAUCAAGGGACAGAACCCGAAUGCAACCUUUGGUGAGGUAUCGAAGAUUGUGGCUUCCAUGUGGGACAGUCUUGGAGAAGAGCAAAAGCAGGUGUACAAGCGGAAGACUGAGGCUGCCAAGAAAGAGUAUCUCAAGGCACUAGCUGCUUAUAAAGACAACCAGGAAUGCCAGGCUACUGUGGAAACAGUGGAAUUAGAUCCUGUACCACAGUCACAGACUCCUUCCCCACCUCCUGUGACUACUGCUGACCCAGCAUCUCCAGCACCAGCCUCAACGGAGUCUCCUGCUUUGCCCUCUUGCAUCAUAGUUAAUUCCACACUUUCAUCUUACGUGGCAAACCAGGCGUCUUCUGGGCCUGGAGGUCAGCCCAAUAUUACCAAAUUGAUUAUUACCAAACAGAUGUUGCCUUCUUCUAUCACCAUGUCCCAAGGAGGAAUGGUUACUGUUAUCCCAGCCACAGUGGUUACCUCCCGUGGGCUCCAGCUAGGCCAAACAAGUACAGCUACUAUUCAGCCAAGCCAGCAGGCCCAGAUUGUCACCCGGUCAGUGUUGCAAGCAGCAGCAACAGCUGCUGCUUCCAUGCAACUGCCUCCACCCCGACUACAGCCUCCUCCGUUGCAACAGAUGCCUCAGCCCCCUACUCAACAGCAAGUCACCAUUCUACAGCAACCCCCUCCACUUCAGGCCAUGCAGCAACCUCCACCUCAGAAAGUUAGAAUCAACUUACAGCAGCAGCCACCUCCUCUGCAGAGCAAGAUUGUGCCUCCACCCACUCUGAAAAUACAGACUACUGUGGUCCCUCCAACUGUAGAAAGCAGUCCUGAGCAGCCAGUGAACAGCAGCCCCGAGGCCCACACAGUGGAGGCAACCUCUCCUGAGGCAAUCUGUGAAAUGAUCGCAGAUGUAGUUCCUGAGGUGGAGUCUCCUUCUCAGAUGGAUGUUGAAUUGGUGAGUGGAUCCCCUGUGACACUGUCACCUCAGCCUCGAUGUGUGAGGUCUGGUUGUGAGAACCCUCCUGUUAUCAGUAAGGACUGGGACAACGAAUACUGCAGCAACGAGUGUGUGGUGAAGCACUGCAGGGAUGUAUUCUUGGCCUGGGUGGCCUCUAGAAAUCCAAACUCUGUGGUGUUUGUGAAGUAGCCUUCCUCUUCUCCAAGCCUUGAAGAUUCAUCUGCUGGACAUGAGUCCAGAAGCCUGUUUUUUGAACACAAGCUGGGUUUCUGGUAGUGCCUGACCUUUACCCAUAGUCCUUCAUGCCUCCAUCUCCCUUUUCUUUCUUCAGCAGAGGCCAGACUAUGUAGCAGAGCCAGCAAAUUCACUGUAAUUUAGAAGUGCUUUUUACUCUCAACUGUAAGCAAAAUUACCAGCUUAAUAGCAAGCACAGGGAAGGGUGAUGGGAGCAAAUCACAGGGGUUAUUAGAAGAAACAUACCAGUAAAAUUGUCAGACAACUUGCCUAAAAUGUUACUGGGAGAGUGCUUAGCUUUGUUCUAGGCAGAAACAGCUCUGGGAUAAGAGAGGCUUAGGGUUACAGCUCAGUGGUAAAGUGCACUGGGUUUAAAUCCCAAAUGAAAGAGGAAUGAAAAUACCAAUUUAAAAUAAAAUGUGUGAUAACCCUUUAAAAGGGAAUUAUUAUUAAUAUACACAGUGCUAUUAGGAUGAAGGUUUGAAGGCCUGGGGUUAUGGCUUAGUACUAUAAAGCUCUGAGUUCAGACCCCAGGCUGCAAAAUUGGGAGUUCAAGAUCCUUGGCCCACUAGUGAGUUUGAGAACAGUAAGAUGCAUGAGGCAAAGGUUUUACAGAACAUGGUGGCCCGUGCCUUUAAUCCUAAUACUUUGGAAGUAGACAUAGGAAGAUUUUUGAGUAAGGCCAAUCUGAACUUACAUCAGACUUUGUCUCAAAAAACAGACUGGGUGUGGAGGCAAGAGGCAGGUUGGAUCUCUGAGUUUGAAAUUAGCUAGGGUUACCUAGUGAGAUCCGAUCUUAAGGUUCCCCUCCUUGCCCCUAACAAGAACACACAAAUUCUAUUUGUCUCAGUCUUAGCACAUUGGGCUAGAGGGAAAACGACAUCAUCCAGAACUAUCUUUCUCUACAAGUGUUUCUUUACCUGACUUGUAGGUUACCAGUUUUGCAUGUAAGAAGCAGAACUCUAUACCCCUAAUAAGAGGUUUUACAAAGUAAAGAAUCUGUGUUUGAUGAAACAUCUUUUAAAUGUGCAUUCAUUUACAUAAUGCAUAGGCCAAUUUUUUUAUAUUCUAAGCUCUAAUUUUAAUUGAAGGUACCUUGUUUUUCUUAGAAAUUAGCUACAGACUAAUAAACCAGCAAACGUACAUAGAAUGCGCAAAAGUUUAGAGUACCAUAUGCAUGGUAAAAUUCAAAUUAACCCUGUUUAUAGCAUACUAAUUGCUAAGCGCUGUGAACCUGUGUAGUCUUUUAUAACAACACGCUAGGUAGCUAACAUUCUUCUUAUAAUGAAUCACACUAAUUAAAGAGUAGCACAAGGACACACUUCAGAAAUUCCAAUUAUAAAACAAACUUUUAUUUAUUUAUAUACAGGGUAGGGGACACUGUUGCAUAAACAGUCCUCUUCAGGUGUGGCUUGUAGCCCAUGGCUCUGGAUGCUCAGCGUUGUAAGGAAGUGCUUCUAUAAAUUCUUAGGUUUAGAGAUGAUGCCGUCCGGAUACCUUUGCUUAAACCGGGCAACCACAUCUGGGUCUAGUAGGUGUAUCCCAUCCAGUUGGUUUCCAAGAGUAAUCCUAAAACAAGGGGGAAAGAAGAGACAAACCAAAAAUCCUGCAAGGGCUUAAUACUGUUAAAAUAUUCUACUUUCUGGUGAUGCCUCCUAUCACCAAAUGGCCAUGCCAGGUUUUGUUCCUUUAAGUCUCAGUCUCAGAGUCUGACUAUGUAUUUCAGGCUGUCCUGGAACUCUCCGUGUAGACCAGGCUAAUCUUGAACUCAGAGAUCUACUUGCCUAUACCUCCCAAGUGCUGGGGCUAAAGGUGUGCUCCACUAUGCCCAAUCCAUGUCAAUUUUUAAACAGAUCAUAGCAAAUAAUAUGGCAGUGUCAAUACAAAAACUGACUGGAUUUUAAUUUCUUUGGUGGUCCUAAGAGUUGAACCUAGGCACCUUACAUAUAUACUCUUAACACUACCAGCCCCCCUCCUCUUUUUUUUUUUUGUUUGUUUUUCUUUGGUUUUUU
Molecule: messenger RNA, 4081 nt
Organism: Mus pahari (shrew mouse)
Lineage: Eukaryota; Metazoa; Chordata; Mammalia; Rodentia; Muridae
Gene: Tox4
Product: TOX high mobility group box family member 4
Exons: 9
Coding region: 165-2024 (619 amino acids)
Biological process (GO): regulation of transcription by RNA polymerase II
Cellular component (GO): nucleus
Molecular function (GO): chromatin DNA binding
Source: RefSeq, a predicted model, not a curated record